ACGCUCUCAAGAUCUUCACUCUCACUUUCUCUUGUGUCACCACAUAUACGCUUAACUACCAUGGGAGCUAGAACUUUUAGCCAUAUGGCCCCUUACCUAUGGAACUCUCUCCCUCGAUAUAUUAUUAUUAUUAUUAUACUGACAUGUCUGAGGCACUUUCUGGGGACAUUACAGACACAGAUCCGCUCCAUUGCAGUCUACUCUCAGUUUGGUGGUCGGCCUUGCACUGGGAGCUCAACUCGCACACAAUCCUGUAUAUCGACUAAGGUCUGUCCCCUAGAGGAGGGCUGUGGAGAACGGUUCAGAUGCCAGUCCGGGAAAUGUAUCAGCCAGUCUCUGGUAUGCAAUGGAGAUCAUGACUGUGAAUAUGGCUCAGAUGAGCAUAAAUGUGACAGUAAAGAGAUCUGUGACCUGCAAAAACCUCCACCAAACGUAGAGCUCACUGGUCAAGGGUUUGAUGCAGUGAGGAGAGAGGCAAGAGGAACAGUUAUCAACACUAAGAGCUUUGGAGGACUGUGUAGAAAGACCUUCAGUGGAGACCAUAUGGACCUAUAUAGACUUCCCCAAAGUGUCCUCAGAUACACUUUCCAGGUCACAGCAAAAAGUGAUUUUACAGAUGAAUCCUAUAGCAGUUCUUGGCACUACCUCGAUCACAGAGAAAAACAUGCAAAAACAACAGGCACAGAUUAUGGGCAUGAGGAUUAUGUCUUUCAUGAUGAGCUGUUUCAGUCACAGUCCAAAAAUCUGCUGAUCAUGAAGAGUGAUGUGGACGUGGCCCAGUUCCAGAACCAGGCCCCAGAAUAUCUGCCACUUUCAGAAGAGUUUUGGAAAGCUCUGCGCUCCUUGCCCGUCGCAUACGAUUAUGCUGCCUACUACAAAGUGCUGGAGAGAUUUGGAACCCACUAUAUUUCAGAAGGCACUCUUGGGGGCCAGUUUAGAUUAUUUAUGGCGGUCAGCCAAGAUGACAUGCAGAAAUUGCGAACUGUGCAAAGAGACUAUAAACAUUGUGUCAAAACGUCCCAUUCGAUCCUGUUUAUCAUCAGGUGGACUACAGAAAAGUGCAGUGAAGACACUUCUCACCAUGUCGAACGUGUCUAUGCAAGCAUACCAAAAAAUGAUAUGACCACAAAUAUUAUUGGCGGAGCUCCUGGAUAUAUUGCACAAUUGUCAAUGUUAAACAAAAACACACCCCUGGAGAAUGGCAGGAUGUUCUCGCAGUGGUCGGGUUCAGUAAAGAACUUUCCAAAAGUCAUCAAAACGAAGCUCAGACCUCUCCAUGAGCUGGUGAAAGAGGUCUCGUGUGCAGGGGUGAAAAAGCAUCACUUAAAGCGUGCAAUUGAGACUUACCUCAUCGAGAAACACCCAUGCCACUGCAGAGAAUGCCAGAACAACGGGCUGCGUGUGCUUGACAAUGAUAUCUGUAAGUGUGUGUGUAAACCAGGCACCAAAGGCCAGGCGUGUGAGCAAGGGACUCCAGAAGAGGAACAGCCAGGAGUGAUCCAUGGAGACUGGGCCUGUUGGUCUUCAUGGAGCACCUGCAGGGAAGGACAGAAAAGCCGGAGCCGUUCCUGCAGUCGCCCGGCUCCUUCGGGCGGCAGGGACUGUAUUGGGAAUGCUGUGGAGACCACAGCCUGUGGUGAUGCGGAGGAAUUAGAUUACCUACGUACUAUGGAGCCUCACUGCUUCGAUGAUUCAGUCACACCCAGGGAAAGUUGUAAAACACCACCCUUCCUUGCUAAUGGGUUUGUUUUGUACCCCAAAGAUGCAUAUCCAGUGGGCAGUAAGAUUGAGUAUGCAUGUAUUGAAGGUUAUCAUUUGAUUGGAGAUCCUAUAGCAGAAUGCCAAGAAAACCUAGACUGGUUACGAUAUCAAAUAGAGUGCAAGAAAACACUGUGUGAUCGACCUCAGCUUCCUCCAGAUGUCACCGGAAGCCCAUGGAAGCUUGCCUAUAACAUCGGUGAAGCGCUCUCGCUUUCCUGUCCUGAAGGCAAAGUCAAAGAGGGUCCGGCUGAGAUCCAGUGCAACGCUGGCCUCUCCUGGUCACCACAGCCAAAAGAAACCAGCUGUCUCACAGUUUUUAAUUCGACCACUGUGUCAGUGCAAUGCCAGCCGUGGGAGAACCUGGCAAAGGAUAAAUGUGUCUGUAAAGUACCCCACGAGUGCAAGGCUUCCUUGGAGGUAUGUGCCACUGAUGUGAAGCGCGGUCGGUCGCAGAGACUGAGUCUGUGUAAAGUACAGGCUAUGCGCUGUCUGGGACACCUGUACACCCUUGCUGAAGACAGUGCCUGCCAGUGGAUACAACGCUCCUCCACUGCUUGUCCACACUGCACCAUCUGGGAGAGUUGUGAUGAGCAAACGAACAGCUGCCGUUGCAAGACAAGUGAGGAAUGUUCAUCCCUGGACGCCUGGAUCCAUGUGUGUGUGCAGCAGGAUGGAGCGUCUGCAGUGACAGUGACAGAAUGUGAAGCGGGCGUGAGGAAAUGCAGAGGAGAGGCUGUCCACAUUGUCAGCAUUCAACCUUGUCAGUCAUAAACUUAGAGGCUCACUAACUAAUUAUAUAGUGUAACCAUAUAUACUGUACUCUGAGAAGGAUUCCUGCAUUCUUUCUUAAAAGAAAAGGCUUGACAAGUGCAGUUUUUUUUCUUGUGUUGACAUAUUUUUCCAUUAAAACAGGAAGUUUGGGCUGGACAAAAGAAUAGAGCACAGCAGUGAUGUGUUUUUGUAGGCCAGACUGUAAGUUAGCAUCUUACUGGUUCUGU
Rhinichthys klamathensis goyatoka is the source of this 2759-nucleotide messenger RNA. RefSeq names its product complement component 7a (gene c7a). Bases 61 to 2532 code for a protein of 823 amino acids. Gene Ontology annotation, cellular component: membrane attack complex. Gene Ontology annotation, biological process: immune response. The record is from RefSeq and is a predicted model, not a curated record. The transcript has 15 exons. Gene Ontology annotation, molecular function: protein binding. NCBI's taxonomy places the organism in Eukaryota, Metazoa, Chordata, Actinopteri, Cypriniformes, Leuciscidae.